Monosiga brevicollis MX1 is the source of this 1435-nucleotide messenger RNA. RefSeq lists its product as uncharacterized. Gene Ontology annotation, biological process: positive regulation of translation; RNA processing. Bases 1 to 1083 code for a protein of 360 amino acids. Gene Ontology annotation, molecular function: RNA binding. The transcript is spliced from 8 exons. Lineage: Eukaryota; Choanoflagellata; Craspedida; Salpingoecidae. Gene Ontology annotation, cellular component: nucleus; ribonucleoprotein complex; cytoplasmic stress granule. The record is from RefSeq and is a predicted model, not a curated record.
AUGGCGUCGAAUGGCGAGAGUGCAACCAAGAAGGUCAAGGUGACCACCGCCGAUGGCUCCAAUGUUGCUGUCCCGGCUGAUCUCGAAAAGCAGAUUAUCCGUCAAGUUGAGUAUUACUUCUCGGACCGCAACCUGCCCCGUGAUUCCUUCAUGCAGCAGAAGCUGAAGGAAAGCAAAGAGGGCUGGAUUCCCUUGACCGUUCUGCUGACCUUCAACCGCCUGAAGCAACUGUCGGAGGAUCCCGAAGUCAUUGCUGCCGCUAUGCAGACGGUCGACGACCCCCUCGUCGAAGUCAGCGAUGAUGGCACCGCUCUGCGCCGCGCGCCCACCAAACCCUUGGAGGAUCAGAAGGACCUGAACGAGCGUUCCAUUUAUGCCAAGGGCUUUGAUGUCGAGAAGCUCACCAUCGACUAUGUGCAGACCUGGAUCUCCAGCAUGGGCUGCUUUGCCGAGUCUGUUUCGCUGCGCCGCAAGCUGGGCAGCCGUGAGCUGAAGGGCUCGGUGUUUGUUCAGUUGAGCUCUCGCGACCAAGCCGAGAAGAUUGUUGCUGAACCUCGUGAAUUUGAUGGCAACAAGAUCUUCGUGGAGACCAAGCCUGCCUACCAUGAGCGCAAGCGCGAUGAGCGUCGUGACAAGCGCAUGGCCAAGAAGCAAAAGGAGGACGAGAAGAAGAUGCAGCUCAAGUACGAGGCUGUCGAGGCCACCAUGACCAAGGAUGCCGUGGUGAAACUUGAGGACCUGCAUGAAGACUGCAGCCGCGAGGACCUCAAGGACGUCUUUGAGAAGUUUGGCGACGUGGCUUGGGUGGAUUACACCCGUGGUGAGCCAACUGCCCACAUCCGUUUCAAGGAGGAGGGCAAGGCUAGCAGCGCUGUCCAGGCUCUUACGGAGAGCAACGCUACCAUCAAGGACAAGCCCGUCAAGGCCGAGGCGCUCAAGGACCAAGAGGAGAAGGAGUACUGGGUCAAGAUGGAGGAGGACCGUCAAGCCAUGCGCUCGCGCCGUGGUGGUGGCCGUGGUGGCCGUGGCGGCCGUGGUCGCGGCCGUGGUCGUGGUGGUCGUGGCGCCAAGCGCAACAAGUAAAAUCAAACCAUCCUACGUCAUCUCAAAACUGUUGUAUGAGUCGACAACUUGCUGCUCAUUGCAUCUCGUGUCUUCUAUCCCUGGGUCUUGUCACCCAUGCGCGUGGAUGCUGACACGCUCGUUGUUGUUAUCGCUUCCACUGCGUGCUUGUUUGCGGUCAGCUCUGCUUGUUGAAAGCGGCUUGGACACCUGUCUCUAACCCGAGUGAAGCCCUCCAGUGUUAUUGUUCAUGUAUUUUUGCUGUGUGUUGGUCGGUGCGGUCGUCAAGCUGAGGUGACGACAAACAUGUCUCUUUGUAUCUCUUUUUUUUUUAGAGGAUGGACUCAAUCCCCUCAAUCCCACGAGUGAAAUC